CAGUUCCAUGAAGGUACCGACAAAGACAACGCAACAACCGUUGUUGUUCAUUUGUGUUGAGUAGUCAUGGCGGACAAGGUGGUAGAUGGCGAGCAAGCUGACCCUAAGAACGUUCAAGAUCUCACCUUGUUUGUUCAAAAUUUAUUGCAGCAAAUGCAAGACAAAUUUGCUACUAUGUCAGAUCAAAUCCUUGUGAGAAUUGAUGAAAUGGGGAAAAGAGUUGAUGAGCUAGAAAAGAACAUUGGGGAUCUGAUGAAACAAGCAGAGCUGGAUGAACCUGAGAAAUAGCCACAAGAAGAAGUUUAUUAGUGACAAUUUGAUUCCUAUGGCAAGCAAUGAGGCAGAAAGACUAAGAUGUUGAUUCCAAUGACUGUCUUUUGGCUGGGAAACAUCCAUGUGGGAGUUUUUAUUUAUCUAUUAAGGUGCAGUGCAAGACUUUUAUUAAAUUGUCAAUUUAUAGGUUACCCUUUGUGAUUUUGUAUAGAUGUAUAGAUGUAUUGCAACUUUUUGCUUCAAA
Messenger RNA from Rhopilema esculentum, 517 nucleotides. RefSeq lists its product as uncharacterized. Gene Ontology annotation, biological process: cellular heat acclimation. Lineage: Eukaryota; Metazoa; Cnidaria; Scyphozoa; Rhizostomeae; Rhizostomatidae. The record is from RefSeq and is a predicted model, not a curated record. Gene Ontology annotation, cellular component: nucleus; cytosol. Gene Ontology annotation, molecular function: transcription corepressor activity.